GGAUCCAGAUCUGAGCAGGGCUGCAUUGCUCUGGGUUUGAGCUGGAUCCCUUUGCAAAGCAGAGAGGCCGCCCUUGCCCCACGCUUUGCCCCACUGCACGUUGUGGGGUGUUGGGACCCCCAUAGCAUCAUCAUCAUCAUCCUCAAUGCAAAGGGCCGGGCACUACGGGAGGACGCCCUUAUCCUAUACCUCUGCUUCGAGGUGGGGAACUGAGACCCGAGCUUCUUUUGGAGGAGCAAAGAGCAGGGACGUCUCCUCGCUCCCUUUCUCCCCCAGCCGUGUUCUCUACCCUAAAGCUGAGGUCUUCAUUACCAGCUUAAGGAAACCGGAUACAACAGCGGGAUCGUUCCUAGAACGGGAACGCCCAUGGGGCCGUUUGCCAAGCAUUCAUGCUCUGCCUCCUCCAGCCCCGGUGAAAUCAGUCCUUACCCAUAGGAGAGAGGCCAUGGCUGCUGUAUUCCUACCCGGAAACCUACAAGAUGAAGCUACAUGUUCAGUUUGCUUGGAGUUCUUCAAGGAUCCCGUAUCUAUCGAGUGCGGGCACAACUUCUGCCGGGCUUGUAUCGCGAAGAGCUGGAAGGAUUUAGAGAUGGAUUUCCCUUGCCCUCAAUGCAGGGAGGUCUUCCAACAGAAGAACCUCCGACCCAACCGCCAGUUGGCCAACAUGGCCGAGAUCAUCAGCCAGUUCACCCUACGUGGGGCCAAGGGGGCGGAGGAGGACGGGCUGUGCGUGAAGCACCGCGAAGCCCUCAAGCUCUACUGCAAGGAUGAUAGGAGGAGCAUCUGCGUGGUGUGCGACCGCUCGCGGGAGCACCGGCCUCACGCUGUGGUCCCUGUGGAUGAAGCAUCCGAGGAGUACAAGGAGAAAAUCCAGGGUCGUUUGGAUUUCCUAAAGAAGGAGAGGCAGGAGCUGCUGGAAUUUAAAGUAAAUGAUGAUAAGAAAACACAGGAGCUAUUGAAAACCAUUGAGAACGAGCGUCAGAAGCUCCUGGUAGAGUUCGAGGGGCUCCGUCAGUUUCUUCAUGACCAGGAGCACAUCCUGUUGGGGCAGCUGGAUAAGAUGGAGAAGAGCAUCGCCAAGAGGCAGAACGAGAACAUCACCGACCUCUCCAAGGAGAUCACGCUCCUCAACAAACUCAUCACGGAGAUGGAGGAGAAAAUACAGCAGCCCGUGCUUGAGUUCCUCAAGGAUGUGAUGGGUGUCAUCAGCAGAAGCGAAGAGGUGAAGUGCCAGAAGCCCGUUCCCGUCUGCACCGACAUGAAGAUGCACGUCUGCAACUUCAGCCUUAAGACGGUAGUCCUGGAGAAGGUCCUUAAGAGGUUUAAAGAAAACCUGCGGGACGAGUUGGGAAGAGGUGAAAAAGAAGACCUGACCCUAGACCCGGACUCAGCCAACCACCUCCUCAUCCUCUCAGCAGACCUCAAGACCGUGAGGAUGGGCUGCAGGAAACAGGAUCUACCCGACAACCCCAAGAGAUUCGAUACCAACUCCAGGGUUUUGGCCACCACCGGCUUCAAAUCGGGGCGACAUUAUUGGGAGGUUGAGGUGGGGGCGUCGGAUGGUUGGGCUUUUGGGGUGGCCAAAGAGUCGGUGAGGAGGAAAGGGUUGACUCAGUUUUCUCCCGAGGAAGGGAUUUGGGCAGUGCAGCAGAAUGGAGGGCGGUAUUGGGCCGUCACUUCGCCUCAACGUACCCCGUUGUGCCUGGGUCAGAAACUCAACAAGGUGAGGGUUUACUUGGAUUACGAAGGGGAAGAAGUCUCCUUCUACAACGCUGAGAACAUGCAGCACAUCUUCACUUUCAACGUUGCCUUCAGGGAGAAGGUUUUCCCUCUGUUUUCUGUCUGUUCUACCGUCACGUAUAUCAAACUGUGCUCCUGAGGCCAAUGGGGGGGGACACAAAGGUGGGUCAAGGGGCUGGAUGGAGUGGUUGGGUUGUUGGGAUAGAAGGAAUGAGAUGCUGUGAAAGGUGGGUGGGCAAUGGGGGUCUUCAGACAAAGAAACAGAGGAACCAGAACGUGUUGUGUUUCUAUCUUGUCUUUGUCAACCCAUCAGAUGCUAUGAGAGUUGGGGUGGGGGGUCGUCCCAGGGGGUCUUCAGACAAAGAAACAGAGGAACCAGAAUCUUUUUCAACCCAUCAGAUGUUAUGAGGGGUAGGUGGGUUGGGGUCAUCCCAGGGGGUCUUCAGACAAAGAAACAGAUGAACCAGACCGCGUUGUGUUUCCAUCUCAUCUUUGUCAACCCAUUAGAUGCUAUGAGGGGUGGGGGUCAUCCCAGGGGGUCUUCAGACAAAGAAACAGAGGAAUCAGAACGCAUUGGGUUUCCAUCUUGUCUUCGUCAACCCAUCAUUGAGCCAACCCAACAACCCAACUCUUCAAUGAGAAGGAAAGCUCUGCAUUGGUUUGGAGGCCCUGGAGCUGUUGGUUAAUGGGGUUAAUGGGGUUUACUCUUAGGAUAAAGACUGGUGGGGGGUCUCCUUGGGUUGCCAUGAUGAAGACUGGUGGGGUGGGGGUCUCUUUGGGUUGUGUGGGGGGGGUUCUUUUGGCUCUUUCCUUCUUGCUCCUACUGCAAAGAGGUGCCUCCACAAAGGGUAAGUCUUGCUUAUUUUAGGCUAUUCUUCUAAAUCUGGGGGUCAUUUUCUCCUCCAAAGUCUAUUUUUGCAGUCUUUCAAUGGCGUUUUUGAUGUGUUCUUUCCUGGAAACCCCCCCAAAAUUGAUGAUUUCAACCCCCUCCCCAAAUCUGUCCCCAUGGGAAGCAGAAAGAAAUGGGAGAUAUGGAGCUGUUGGGGUUGUUGUUGUGCUGGAAAUAAAACAUGAAGGUGCUAUUGGAA
Messenger RNA from Coturnix japonica (Japanese quail), 2828 nucleotides. RefSeq names its product tripartite motif containing 7 (gene TRIM7). Gene Ontology annotation, molecular function: protein binding; zinc ion binding. NCBI's taxonomy places the organism in Eukaryota, Metazoa, Chordata, Aves, Galliformes, Phasianidae. The record is from RefSeq and is a predicted model, not a curated record.